Messenger RNA from Babesia ovata, 963 nucleotides. RefSeq lists its product as uncharacterized. The coding region runs from base 1 to 963 and encodes 320 amino acids. The transcript has a single exon. The record is from RefSeq and is a predicted model, not a curated record. NCBI's taxonomy places the organism in Eukaryota, Apicomplexa, Aconoidasida, Piroplasmida, Babesiidae.
AUGUACCAUUUCACCACCUUUACUCCUUUUAACCCUCCCUUAAUCCACCUUCAAUCCAACUAUAAUAACCAUUACAAUGAAGUUCAUUACCUUACUGAGGACGCCAGGGGGAAAGCCUUGGAUGAUAUUGAGUCCCGCCGUAUCCAACUUGGUCAGCUUGCUGGACAACUUUCUGGUUUAAUUGGCGGUGGAGAGGAAGUUAAAGAUGCAAUUGUGAAGGGUUUGCACAGUAAUGUAAAUCAGCUUAUUAAGCGUUUACAAGCAUCUUGCGGAGGUGAGGGGUGUUGUAAGGUUGAUGAGGCAAUUAAAAAGCUUAAUGAUGCCAAUGAGACACUUAAAAAUAAGCUUAAAGAUGAUCAAAAUGCCUCUAAAAAUCUUGUUAACAUCCUUUCUGAGUGCAAUUUAAAUGGUCCGAAUGGUCCCUUAAAAGAGCUUAAAACGUCAAUUACUCAAAAAAUUCAGGAGCUUAAUCAAAGAAUUGAAGAGCUUAAAAAGCAAGAUGAACAGCUUAAAAAAGAGAAUAAAUCCCCUCAAAAUGCCUCUCAAAUUGACAAGCUUUCUAAGGAUCUUCAGUCCCAUCAGGCUUCCAAGAAGUCUCUUCAGACACUGAAAGAGCUUUGUGAUUUUGCUGGGAAAAUUAAUGAAAAACAUUUUGACGACAAUAAUUGUAAAAACCUUUUAGAAAACCUCUGCACAGGCCUCGAAAAAUUUCUCGGCUACGAUAAUGGUAAUUACACCGGAGAGGGAAUUGUGUACUCCGACCUCGACAGGCUGUGCGACGGGGUGAUGGCGUUCCUUCAUGGUGUUUUAAGUAACAUUAAGCCUAAAUUAGGCUUACAUAAAGAUGAAAUUAAUAAUGCAAUUACAUCUCUUAAUCUUCAUAAACACUCUGGUAAAGAUGGUUUUAAUGCUGCGAUUGUCAAGGUGGUGGAGGGGGAAGGUGGAAAAUUAGGAUUUGGGUGA